Molecule: messenger RNA, 4072 nt
Organism: Saccostrea cuccullata (small rock oyster)
Lineage: Eukaryota; Metazoa; Mollusca; Bivalvia; Ostreida; Ostreidae
Product: protein dispatched homolog 3-like
Exons: 10
Coding region: 395-3727 (1110 amino acids)
Cellular component (GO): membrane
Molecular function (GO): transmembrane transporter activity
Source: RefSeq, a predicted model, not a curated record
UUACCAUAGGUACACGUGUACCCGAACCUCAGUCCCGAUCAAGGAUUAUAAAGUCUCUCAUUGUAUUUCACUCCGAAAAAAUGCGCAGGCUUUUGUUGAUUUGUAUAACUGAUCUGUUUUAAAAACCCUAUUCAAGUUGAAUACCGGGUACGGGUGUACUAAUAUCGGGUUAUUUAAUACCUGGCAGUAUCUAGUAAACUACAGUAAACUGCAGGCAGUAUCACGGUCUACAGUCGCGGAUACAGAGGAGAGAGAGUGAAUAACAAUGACGUCGCUGUCUGACAGAGGACUACUUCUCUGGACUACCCUACAUCUCCAGUGUUAAAAAACCCCAAUCUUAACAACGAAAGGAUAAGAACUCUCUACACGGACGUGUAAUUUGUUACAUCUCACCAUGACUAGUGAUUCCGUAGUCCGGGGAUCCAGCCCCGUUAAAGUGACCCCCAGCCAGGAUUCCGAUAAGGAGGGGAUUGAAGACGAAACUGAGGCAUUGGAGAGGGCACGGAGGGAAAAGAAGCCGUUCUUUUACUGCAGGCUGGUGGCCAAAUACCCCGUCAAAUGUUUUGUAAUAACCUUGUCGUGUCACAUUGCCAUGGUGAUUAUAUCCGGAAUUCUCUUUGCCUCGGGGUUCAACCUCUUUCCUACAAACUUUGAGAAACUUCCGAUGGAGCUGUACGACAUUCCAUACCGAGUGAGGGACUACGCUUGGCGGGACAGGAACAGCUAUAGUGAUAUAUUUAAGAGGACGCUUUCACAACAAGUGAUCAGUUACGAGAGGGGUCUUUUCUCUGUGUUCUCUUCAAUAGACCUGAUUUAUGACACAGACGUGGGAAAUAUUUUUACCAAAGCCAAUCUGCAGAGAAUACAGCGUAUAGAAAAUGAACUGGCCAGUUCAGCAUCUUAUUCCUCUGUCUGUAUGACACACAACGAUUCACUAUCUUGUAAACCAUUUAAAUCUGUUCUGAGAUAUUUUGAUGGAACAUACAAACAAGUAAGCGCUAUAUUAGAUGACCCUAACUUUAACAACAUAGCUGCCGUGUUGUACGAAGCUUUCACAAACAACGCCACUACGGAAGAUUUUCAAUUCUUCCUUCCUAAAGGAUACAGCUUGUCUGCUACGCACGUGCAUGGAACUCUCACUCGGUCAAUUUUGCGGGUAGGGUGUUCCACGAGUGGUUCUACUAAGUGCUUAUCGGAUACAUGGAAAAAACAAGCUUUGACUUAUUUAAAAGAUGGUAUUCAAACAAAACUGAAAGAUUAUGUGGACGAAUCUACAGAUGACUUUAACUUUUACUUCUUCUGCACGAAUUUAUGGCUGUCAGACACUCUCAAACAAGCCAUUUUAGACAUGUUAUGUGCAGUGGGGAGUAUGUUAUUUAUCUUUUGCUUUAUGCUGUUUCACACCAGGUCAUUUUGGAUCGCGGGAUUUGCCAUUCUCAGCAUUCUUUUGAGUUUUUUAGGAACAAAUAUUAUAUAUACGGGAAUUAUUGACUUUCAGUAUUUCGGCUUCUUUCAUAUCUUGUCCAUUUUCAUCAUUUUGGGUAUUGGAGCGGAUGACCUUUUCGUGUUUUAUGAUAACUGGCGACUUACAGCAUUUUCCACGUACCCAAGCCUCGCACACCGUCUGUCAGACGCGUACUCUAAGUCAGUUCUAAGCAUGUUUAUUACGUCACUAACAACAGCCGUCGCCUUCUUGUCGAGCACUAUUUCCCCACUUCUUGCCACACGGUCCUUUGGAGCCUUUUCCGCGAUCCUUGUCAUUUACAACUACCUGUCUGUGAUAGUAUUCUUCCCGACUGUGAUAACUGUGUAUCAUUUAAAAUUUGAGCAGUGGACAUGUCCUUGUUGUCGAAAAUGCAAAGAGAAAGAGGACGAGAGCUCUUCAGAGAAGACUAAAACUGGCGUAUCUAACGAAGUGUUUGUUAUCACAGAACUAGAAUUGACCGUGGAAGACAAGAAGUUACCACCUGUUUGUAACACUAAUGGAAGUGUUGUUAAUGUUACUGUCAAUGGAAAUCCAAUCCCCAACAUUGAGAAGAAAUCUUCUCUAACAAGUAGCUAUACCAAUGGACUAGCAAAUGGCAAAACUCCUGUUCUAAAUGGACAUGCAAAUGGGUUUGUUGCGAAUGGUAAACCUCAAGCUAACGGAACUAUCACGACAUCAGAAAACAAGAAGACAAAAGACUCACUGGUUGUCAAAGCCCUGCAUAAAAAAAGGCAGAAAAAAUUGACUGUGUUUUUCAGAGACUACUACCUCCGCUUUAUAACGAACAAAAUCACAAGAUGUAUUGCAAUUCCUGUCUUUGCUGUCGUGGUAUCUUUCCUUGCAUACUCUGCGUCUACUUUGGAGCCAGACAACGAAGAGCUUCAAGUCUACAAGAAAUCCCACUUCUACACAAAAGCCCAGAACAAGGAGCUAUAUUCAUUCGUGGAGAAUGUGGACGACAAUCUGGUGAAGAUCUACAUUGUGUGGGGAAUCUCUGAAAAAGACCGAAGUGAUUGUCAUUUCUCCUCCAUCGAUUGCAGAGGUACCCAAGUGUACGACUCCUCCUUCGAUCCAAACCCUCCGGGAAAUCAGGAGAAAUUAAAGGAAUUUUGUGACUCAUUCUACAACAUGUCAUCUUCAGAUCUAAGUCAGUACAGAAUCAAGACGGACACAUCUGGAAUUCCAGAAGUCGCAUGCUUCACAAGAGAUCUGGAAACAUAUCUGAAGUCGCUGUCUGUAGGCGGAUUGGACCUGUCGCUUCCCUGGGACUCGGCAAAAACUCUGGCAUUCAUGAACGCCCAAACAAAUUUUUAUAAUACCACUGGAUACUCUUCAUAUACAGACUUUCUGUCGAUUCCUAUGCAGUACUGGAUGUAUGACGGUUAUUCUAUGAACUAUACGACAGACUAUGGUUUAUACAAUGAUCUGUUUGGAGAGGAAAAGACAACAUUCAGCCAGCCUCUCAUAACAAAUAGUCAGAUACACUACGGGAAUAAGAUGAAGUACCUGGCGGUGCAGGUGAAUACGACAAUCAACAGAAGAAUAACCGGGUACUCCACUGGUAUACCUCUCAUUGAAAAGUGGGAGCAACUCAUUAACAACAAGAUGGCUGCAAUGCCAGAUGGUCUCAAAAAAGGCUUUCAACUGACCAGGCAAACGUGGCACUGGAUCUAUGUCCUUAAGACGCUUGCAGAUAACGCCUUACUUGGAAUCUUGAUUGGUGUAUGUCUCGCCUUCCCCAUUCUGUCUCUGUCCACCAUGAAUGUCGUGAUCGGUUUCCUUGCCACGUUCUCCAUCUGUUGUACCACUGUCUGCGUCAUUGGGGUCAUUCCACUGGCCGGCUGGAAACUAGGGUUGUUGACGUCAUUAAAUAUGUGUCUGGUAGUCGGUCUAGCGGUGGAUUUUGUAGUGCACUUGGCGGAAGGAUACACAUUGUCACUUCACAAAGAUAGAUACCACAGGACACGUGACAUGCUGGAGGAAAUGGGAUCUUCCGUUUUCUCCGGCGCAUGCACUACCCUCGGAGCAGCUUUAUUUAUGUUUGCUGCCGAAAUUCAAUUCUUUAUGCAGUUUGGCGUGUUUAUGUUUUGCACAAUCGGGUUUUCUCUCAUAUUUUCAUUGGGAUUGUUUACAUUGCUCGUAGGGUUAAUCGGCCCACAGAACAACACUGGAAAUUUGAAAGUCUUGUUUCAAAAAUGUCGGUUAAGGUGCCAAAGGAAUAAUUCUAAGAAUGAAAGUUGAUCUCACUGAUCCUGGAAGUGACGGAAAGCGUCGUUAAAUAUUGUGUCGUUUAAACUUGUGAAAUUAUCCAUUAUGUUCAUCAUUUCGAUAUUUAAUAGAAUCUCCGCAUUAUUGUUGUCAGGGACUGAGUAUACUUAGUAGGCGAGUCCUUUUUAUUGUUAAACUUUUAUAGUUGUCAUCAUGCUUUAAAUCCUGAAAGUGCCAGAAAAAUCCAACCUUUAUGUUGAUGUACUGUGAAUUAAAUACAUGUAUCUUGUUAUAUCAAUGUCUGGAUGCUAUGUUUAAAUGAAAAUCCAAGGGUAUGCAUCAGUUUGAAAUUAUCCAAGAAUGUUUUGUUUUUAUCAA